Messenger RNA from Benincasa hispida (wax gourd), 4806 nucleotides. Its product is annotated as cytokinin dehydrogenase 6-like. Gene Ontology annotation, molecular function: cytokinin dehydrogenase activity; FAD binding. Gene Ontology annotation, biological process: cytokinin metabolic process. NCBI's taxonomy places the organism in Eukaryota, Viridiplantae, Streptophyta, Magnoliopsida, Cucurbitales, Cucurbitaceae. The record is from RefSeq and is a predicted model, not a curated record.
ACAUCUUUAGUCCAUAUAGUCAAUAAUGUCACUAAUGCCGAAGUAUUAUAUACAUACACUAGGACAACAAAAUAAAUGAUCAUUAGGUGGGUUAAUAGAUACCAAGAAUUUACAUACACAUACGCAUAAUAUCUCAAAAAUUAAAGAAUUAAUUUACAGCGAGAUAAUUAAAAAUUUUAGACGCAUAUGAUGAAAAAUUGGAUGAUCUACCGAACACGUGUAUCAUAUUUAACGAAAUUAGAAUAACCUUUAGAUCACUAAACAAAUAAUGAAAAUUUAGACAUAACAAUCUAAGGAAAGUUGAGAUCAACUAACUAACAACAUUUUUUUUUUUCCUUUUAGAAUAGAACCAACGACAAUAGUUAUUUUAUGCUUUUAUCAACAGGCAAUAGCAAUAAUACAUAUACAGAAAAAUAUAAUUUGUAGUUAUUUCAGCAGUGUUAAUUGACAAGGAUGCUCAAAUAUAGAAUCAUAACGAUAUUAUAUUGAAAUAGUACGGAGUACCAUUAUAAUGAAUAAAUAAAUAAAUAUUGACAGAUCAAACAUUAUAAUAACAAAUAAAUAUUGAUGGUCCACAAAAAAUGUGCUUUUAUAAAAUAGAUAAUACAUAUACACUACCUUAACUUAUACAAAAAGAAAAGAAAUCGUCAUACACCAACUCACCAAGGAAAUAAAAACAAAACUGUACCCUUUAGCAAAUAAAAAGAGAAGAGGGUCUUGCUUGUGACAUGUUAUAAAAACAAGAAAAACAAGCAGAAAAUCCCAACAAAAGCAAUUAUAGAGCAAAGUAGGGAAGAAAGAUGGUCUGUCAAGUUGUGAACAGUAAAAUUAUUUAUUUAGUGUAUGUUUAGAAGUGAUUUUCAAAUGAUUAAAAUCACUCCAAAUCAAGUAUUUAAUUAUUCAAAAUUAAUUUAAUCUUUUAAAUGCAACUUUCGUAUCCUCAAAAAUUGGUUUUGAAUGAUUAAAAAUACAUUUUGAACAAUUUUAAAAACGACAAAAAUGAUAAUCCAUUACAGAAUCACUCCAACAAAAAAAUACUCAUAGAGUUGUGAGAGUUGAUGAAAAUAAAUUAAAAGAUUAGGAAAUUCACGAAGUCAUGUAGAUUUUAGAAAUAGAAAACCAAGCAAAUAGUAUGGAAAAUGAGUAUCAAGUCUUGCUUCAACAGAAUACCAGGCAUCGGAAGAAGCAUCUACAGCAUCUACCCCAUGACAAGAUUUGAUACUCAUUGACAAAGGUAACAUUAUUGAGGGAGGGCCACGGAGGCAGAGUCCAAUCUCUGAGAGAUCCAAUAUUAAAGGUGAAUCUUUUUCUAUAAAGCUGUAGGGUCUAAGGGGAAAAAACAUUUAAUGUUGUCCUAAAAUUAAAACUCUCUCCCUCAUGGAAUUAAGGCUUCUUAGAAGAAAACCUACUUCUAAGCAUGCCAUCAUCUCAUGAAAUCAUCUAUUCAAAAUGGUAUUGUCAUUCAAAAGGUCAUUGUGAUAAUAUAUUGUUUGAAAGGCCAAAGCACAUCGACAUCGAUGCAGCUUGCGAAAAGAGGGAUGUCACUCCAUAUAGAACUUGGUGGGACGACCAAGUUGCUUUCGACCACGAGGUCUUCGUGGAGGUUUCUUUAAAACUUCUGCAACAAAGAGAGGACUUCCACAAUAAUUGUACUAUGUUUUGUUGGUGCUUCAUUGAUUUACAUGCCUCACAUACCCAUCUGUUCCCAACCAUUUUUCUCUCCUCUAUGGUAUAAUACCCAAAUUCUAAGCUCUGUCCUAAUUAAUGUUCUCCCAAUCAAACUUCUUAAUGUAGAGUACACUAGGAGAGAGAGAGCUUGAGUAAGAUAUUGUAAGGCAUGUAAAAUAUAGAAAUAAACAUGAAACUUUAGGGGCUCUGGAAAUUAUGAUUUUUCUUGAAAAUUUAAUUUUGAGAAAGAAGGUGAGAGAGGGAAAUUGUUGUACCACUGACUCCUCGUGGCAAUCACAUGCUCGGGGACCCACACGACACCUUACCUAUAAUGAUCAAAUACCUUUAAGACUUUGGACCAUUUUCCAUACAUCAACAUCUCCAAGGAAUUCCAGAUGGUCCAUUUCAACUCACCACUGCGCCCUUGAACUUGCUUCAGUUCAUUUCACUUUGUCACCUGACUUUUCUCAAAGCAAGUAAAAUAAUAGAAUCAAUAUUAUUCAAAAUAACUUACAUUGCUUUUAAUAGGAGUCACCCGACAAUCUUCAACGUCCAUAGCUCCUCUCCUUACAUGUUUAUACAUAUUGAUUUCAGCACAGCAAAUCUGCACUUUUGAGUUCUUUACCCAAUUUACUAUUUAUGUUUGCAUCAGUCUGAGUGAUAAUAUGAUCCAUAAGUUGUACAGAAAUAAUCAUCGUGAAAUAUCCUAAUGUAUCAGAGAACAAAAACCUAAAGAAACCAACCAAACAUGACUCCGAAACAGUUUCACUUUUUUUUUUCUUUUUUUUCCUUUUUGGUAUAUUUUGGAGUCAAAACUUUGCCCACCACAAGGCCCAAGCCUAGGAGACAUCAAAAGAUUUUUGUAUUAAGCUCGUAUGAAGGUUCGAACUUAGAACCUCCAAGUCAGUUUCUGGUUUGUUGUAUUUAACUUAAGUGUGAGAACUUAUCAACGUUAAUACUUCAGUGGCAUGAAAUCACUAUUAAAAAAUUUAGAAGGAUGAAUAAAUUCAUCUAUUUAGGGAAAGUAAUAAGUCACUCAUGAAAGCAUAAUUAAAAAAAUGAAUAUAGAAAACAGUUAUCGAACAUAUCGUUCUUAAGGGGCAGAGAGGAGGGGAAUUAAAUGACAUCAGCAACUUUUCUCUCAACCAAAUGCCCCUUAACAACAUUAGAACCCAAGCUGAGCUAAUAAAGACGCCUACCCACCCAAGACAAGACAGUAAGUAAUAACGUCUGCACCCAAGUCGAAACUGUUCAUUGGAUAAACAAGCUCUUUAAAUUCUCUUCUUCCAUCUCCAAUUACCUUGAGCCCUUCUACACCACUUCUUUUCUCUUUGCCUCAUAAAGGAAAACAAAGAGAAGUUCAAUAUUUAGAAACAUGGGGUCACUAUUUUCUAGCUUCCUCAACCACAAAAAAAUCUUAAUCUUCAAAAUUUCCAUGAUCCUAUUCAUGAACUGUGCAACUUAUAAACCCAACCUUUGUUUCACCAAGUGUUUUGGGGAGCCAACAGGUGACCUUCCUAUAAAGUCUUCUUCCAAAGUGCUUUCAUCCUUGGAAACAAUAAGCCUAGAUGGAUACUUUAGCUUUAAAAACAAUCAAGAAGCAGCUAAAGAUUUUGGCAAUAGAUAUCAUAUGCUACCCUUAGCAGUUCUACAUCCAUAUUCGGUUCGUGACAUUUCAAUUACAUUAAAGCAUAUUUUUCAAAUGGGUUCGGGAACAGAACUUACAGUUGCUGCAAGAGGCCACGGCCAUUCUCUUCAAGGUCAGGCACAAACCUUGCAAGGCGUAGUUAUCAACAUGGAAUCCCUUAAGGAACCAGCCAUGCAGGUUCACAAUGGAAACCUGCCAUGGGUGGAUGUCCCUGGAGGAGAGCUGUGGAUAAAUAUCUUACAUGAAACACUUAAAUAUGGCUUAACACCAAAAUCUUGGACCGACUACCUUCAUCUUUCCGUGGGUGGUACUCUAUCAAAUGCUGGUAUUAGUGGGCAAGCUUUUAGGCAUGGACCUCAAAUCAGUAACGUUCACCAGCUAGAAGUUGUCACAGGAAAGGGAGAGAUAAUUACCUGUUCAGAGCAGGAGAAUGCAGACCUGUUUUACAGUGUACUUGGAGGCCUCGGUCAGUUCGGCAUCAUCACAAGGGCAAGGAUAUCUUUAGAAUCAGCACCAAAAAUGGUAAAGUGGAUAAGAACCUUGUAUUCAGACUUUGCCAUAUUCUCCAAGGACCAGGAGCAUCUGAUAUCCUCCAAGUACUCCUUUGAUUAUAUUGAAGGCUUUGUUUUAAUAAAUAGAACUGGUAUUCUCAAUAAUUGGAGAUCUUCCUUUGAUCCCAAAGAUCCAGUUCAAGCCAGCCAAUUCAUCGCAGACAAUACAACUCUGUAUUGUUUAGAAAUGGCCAUGUACUUCAACUCCGAAGAGAAAGAAACUAUGAACAAGAGAGUUGAGAAGCUGCUAUCGCAAUUGAGCUACAUUCCAGCCACUCUCUUCCUAUCAGAAGUUCCUUACGUGGAGUUUCUGGAUAGAGUGCAUAUAUCUGAGAAAAAACUCAGGACAAAAGGAUUGUGGGAGGUACCUCAUCCUUGGCUGAAUCUAAUGAUCCCAAGAAGCAAAAUACAUGAUUUUGCGACAGAGGUGUUUGGCAAAAUUCUUUCAGAUUCUACCAGCGGUCCCAUCCUAAUCUACCCAGUCAAUAAAUCCAAGUGGAACAAUAAAACAUCAUUGGUCACACCAGACGAAGAAAUUUUCUAUUUAGUGGGUUUCUUAUUUUCUGCACUGCCAACUUCAACCGGAAAAGAGAGCUUACAAUACAUUUUAGCCCAAAACCAAGUAAUUCUGGACUACUGUGCCAGGUCCCUUGAAGGAUGUAAGCAAUAUCUGCCUCAUUAUACCUCCCAAGACGAGUGGCAAGCUCAUUUUGGCUCCAAAUGGCGGGUACUGAUGGAGAGGAAAUCUGCUUAUGACCCAUUGUCAAUCCUUGCACCAGGACAAAGAAUCUUCCAGAAAGUCACUUCUGUACAACAUCUUAUAUACAAAACAAAACACAAAAAGAGUAUCCUAGAGGAAGAGAAUGUCAAAAUGAUUUGAUAAAGGUAAAUUAAAUAAGAAGUGUAUUCUAUCAUAAUAAUACCAUUAAUCAAAACAAA